AUGACUAUUUCAAGUCAAGUAAAUGCUGGAACAGUAAGUGCUGCAACAACAUCGGUUGCACACAAUUGUUCAACUGCUACCCUAGCACCGGCUAAGAAACCUGCAAAGUUUUCUGGAGUCGACUUCAAGAGAUGGCAGCAAAAGAAGUUCUUCUGUCUGACUACGUUGAAAAAGAAGUACAAAACAGAGGAUGCCGGAAUGAAGAAGUUCAUUUUGGCAAAGUUUCUGGACUAUAAGAUGAUAGACAGUAAGACCGUCGUCACCCAAGUUCAAGAAUUGCAGGUCAUAAUCCAUGGUCUUCUUACUGAAGGAUUGGUUGUGAAUGAUGCUUUUCAAGUGGCUGCCAUUAUUGGGAAGUUACCUCCAUUGUGGAAGGACUUCAAAAACUACUUGAAACAUAAACACAAGAAAAUGACUGUUAAAGAUCUCAUGAAAAGAAAGGAAGCAAUUGGUCCAAAGAGCAAUCCUCCUAAGAAGAAAUUCAAUGGAAGCUGCUUUAAUUGUGGCAAACGUGGUCAUCGGGCUACUGAAUGUCGAGGUCCCAAGAAAGACAAGAAGAAGGAUCAAGCAAAUUUGGAUGAAUCCAAAGGAGAGAUGGACGAUCUUUGUGCAAUGCUUUCACAAUGCAACUUGGUUAGAAAUCCAAGCGAGCGGUGGAUAUAUUUUGGUGCCUCAUGCCAUGGUUGUGCCAACAAAGAAUUAUUUUCAUCAUAUACUCCAGCACCUACAGACGAGAAGUUGUUUAUGGCAAACUCCAUUGUUACAAAGGUGGAAGGAACUGGCAAAGUCCUCUUAAAGAUGACAUCGGGCAAGGUGGUGACUUUGAACAGGGUCUCAUAUGUUCGGGAAUUGCGAAAGUUUUUAGUUUAUAUACCAGUUGUGACUAAGAACGGAUUCAGAUGUGUAUUUGUUUCUGAUAAAGUUGUAGAAGUCAUUGCAUGCCUAUAUGUGGAUGACAUGCUGAUAAUGAGCAAGUACAUUGCCAAUGUAAAAGCUACUAAGCGUAUGCUCGCGAGAUAUAGUGAUGCAAAUUGGAUUACUGGGUCAACUGAAACGAAAUCCACGAGUGGAUAUGUUUUCACUAUUGGUGGAGGAGCAAUAUCUUGUUUGGACAAUGUCUAA
Messenger RNA from Solanum verrucosum, 1122 nucleotides. RefSeq lists its product as uncharacterized. The record is from RefSeq and is a predicted model, not a curated record. Gene Ontology annotation, molecular function: zinc ion binding; nucleic acid binding. Bases 1 to 1122 code for a protein of 373 amino acids. The transcript has 6 exons. NCBI's taxonomy places the organism in Eukaryota, Viridiplantae, Streptophyta, Magnoliopsida, Solanales, Solanaceae.